Chroicocephalus ridibundus (black-headed gull) is the source of this 2827-nucleotide messenger RNA. RefSeq lists its product as uncharacterized. Gene Ontology annotation, molecular function: glycosyltransferase activity. NCBI's taxonomy places the organism in Eukaryota, Metazoa, Chordata, Aves, Charadriiformes, Laridae. The transcript has 2 exons. Bases 129 to 1496 code for a protein of 455 amino acids. The record is from RefSeq and is a predicted model, not a curated record. Gene Ontology annotation, cellular component: cytoplasm.
AGUGGAGAGCCACCCCUACCGUGGAGAGGCAGAGGAUACGAUUUACAGGUCACAGUAGAAUCACUUCCACUUGAAGUUUACAUCUUACAGAGAUGUAGGAGAACAGCCCUUUUUUGUACUGCACAAAGAUGCGGCAGCAUAAAGUGCGAGGACAAAGAAAUUUGCAUCCACACUUAGAUACAUUCAAAAUGUUGCGUGGAGGGAAAAAAUCUUACUUUGCUGCUGCCGUGUGCAUUAUUACUCUAACUUCAAUGGUCACACUUUCUUAUUUUAGGUUACAGAGACUUUCUCACCUGCCAAAAAUAAUUCAAGAAGGCAGCAGAUGUAGAGGGAAAGUUACCAAUAGCACAAUAACAGCAUUAAAAGAUAACAGAACUUUUAUUAUAUCCCCAUACUUUGAUGACAGAGAAAGCAAAGUCACUCGCGUGAUCGGGAUCGUUCACCAUGAAGAUGUAAAACAGCUAUACUGCUGGUUCUGCUGUCAGCCCGAUGGACAGAUAUAUGUAUCAAAAGCAAAAAUCGAUGUUCAUUCAGACAGAUUUGAAUUCCCUUACGGUGCAACAGACAUAGUUUGUCUGGAACCCCCAAACUGCGAUCCAACACACGUGUCCAUUCAUCAGUCUCCACGGGGAAACACUGACCAGCUGCCAAGGUUUGAAAUUAAAAACCGCAAGGCUGAGACCUUUUCUGUUGACUUCACCGUGUGCAUCUCUGCCAUGUUUGGAAAUUACAACAACGUCUUGCAGUUCAUACAGAGCGUAGAAAUGUACAAGAUUCUCGGGGUACAGAAAGUGAUGAUCUACAAGAACAACUGCAGCCACCUGAUGGAGAAAGUCUUGAAGUUUUAUAUAGAAGAAGGAACUGUAGAGAUAAUUCCCUGGCCAAUAGACUCCCACCUCAGGGUUUCUGCUGAGUGGCGCUUCAUGCAAGACGGAACACACAUUGGCUACUACGGACAAAUCGCAGCUCUAAACGACUGUAUAUACCGGAACAUGCAGAGGAGCAAGUUUGUGGUUCUUAGUGAUGCUGAUGAAAUCAUUCUUCCCCUUAAGCACCCAGACUGGAAAACAAUGAUGAGCAGUCUUCAGGAGCAAAACCCACGGACUGGUGUUUUCCUCUUUGAGAACCAUAUCUUCCCCAAAACCGUGUCUACUCCUGCGUUCAACAUUUCGGCCUGGAAUGCUGUGCCGGGUGUUAACAUAUUGCAGCACGUUCACAGAGAGCCUGACAGGAAAGACGUGAUCAAUCCCAAGAAAAUGAUAAUUGAUCCACGAAAGGUGGUUCAGACGUCAGUCCACUCUGUCCUGCGGGCUUACGGGAAGAGCGUGAAUGUUCCCAUGGAUGUUGCCCUUAUUUAUCACUGUCGGGUGCCCCUUCAAGGAAACCUUCCCCGAGAAUCCCUCAUCAGGGAUACAACUCUGUGGAGAUACAACUCAUCGUUAAUCAUGAGCGUUAACAAGGUGCUAAAUCAAACCGUGCUGCGAGCUCAAAAGUGAAACCUGGGUUAUAGGGAGGGAAAGUGGAGAGCCACCCCUACCGUGGAGAGGCAGAGGAUACGAUUUACAGGUCACAGUAGAAUCACUUCCACUUGAAGUUUACAUCUUACAGAGAUGUAGGAGAACAGCCCUUUUUUUUUACUGCGCAAAGGUAAAUGCAUUUGAUUUGUGAACUGAGCCAUGGUACCUUUUAAGAGUCCACAGUGAUCAAGUGCUGGUUAAGAAUUGGGUUAAUCAGGCAAAGUCUCUACUGCAACUUUGUAGGAUGUGAGAGCUGCGGCACAGGGAGACGACAGCUCUUUUACGUGCCUGUAACUAUGAAAGGUCAUUGUUCAAGGCCUAGGAAGUGACCAUGCAGAAAUUAGAAGUUCAUGUACCGAUAUCCAGCUUUCUCUCUUUUUCUUUUCCCACCUUCAUAUAUGUUUUAGCUAGCGCAAUGAACCUGUAAACUACCUGAAGAAGGAAUGUGUUUGAUUCUUGGUUAUUUGUGUGCCUGAAGCACUUGGUGGAUAAAAAAAUAUAGCUGUGCUCAGUCCUGCCUGUUAAAAGAUGGACAGCAUCUCCCAGAUGAAGAGCUGCAUUGGCAUUAACACCGUAACCCGUUACAAUCACAGAGGCAGGAUAGGGAAACACACCAGCUGUAGCCCUGGAACUGCCACUUGUUAGAGGUAUUUCUUCUUAAGAAAAAUGGGAAUUUUUAGCAGAGCUGUGAGUCAUUUAAUACCAAGGAUCAAUGCAGGUGGUAUCACCUCUUCUGGAAAAUGUAAAACGAGUUUGUUUUCAAUUAAAAAAAAAAUAUAAAAAAUCAGGAUUUCUGAACUGAUUCAUAUAACACCAAAGGCUAUACACAUUUUCCAGCUUAUGUACAAAAAAUACAACUACAGUCAUUAGUAUUAAAGGUAACGUUGCUUAAUUCUUGCAGUUUGUAUGUCACUCUUUGGGUACAAAUUUAGUAUGCACUGAGUAAAAGGUAGAUGCACUGUGACAAUAAUUGAUCAAAAUCAACUAGUCUCAAUUGUAAAAAAAAAUAAAAAAAAAAAAGAACCCUGUAUAUUCUUGGAAAUAGCGUUUGUUAAAGUGGUGAUGUCUUGUAACAUUAAACAUAGCUGUUGGAGUUUUGCUGUCCCACAUGACUGUUCAGCCGGGGUUUUGAGACGUGUAAGUUUGAGAAGGGUGAUCCCUCUUUUGUUACCCACAGCUGUUCUGAAUUACUUAAGUGGUAAGUGCUGAGUCACGUUGGAAAGCUUUAAAGCAGAGGCAAGGGAUACAGAUUGAUGUUGAAGAAAAAGAGAAUUUUGUGAACCGAAAACAAGGCUAUUUCCAGGUGGAAA